AUGGACACCUACUACGGCCACGUACGAACACCCGCAGAUGCGAUCAAGCUCUUCGAAGCUUGCCGUCUGGGUCUGCUACCCCGAGUACAACGCAGAUUAUCAGAGAAGGAGAGACAGUCUAUAAAGUCUGGAUCGGUGUUUGUCUGGGACGAGCGAGAAGCAGGCAUGAGGAGAUGGACAGAUGGGAAGUCAUGGAGCGCCAGCAGAGUCUCGGGAAGCUUUCUAACAUACCGCGAGAUGGAGGGCAAGAGAGGGGGAGGCAACUUCGUACCACCACCGGCGCGACGAAUAGGAGGAAAGACACCAGACAGUGGAAGAGGCAGUGACGAGGAUCAAGAUAUGGAUGGUGAUGGACCUGAUGGAUACAGAUACAAGCCAGAUGGAUUGAUGAAACAGUCUUUCAGCAUCACCACCUCGACUGGCCAACAUCUACAUCUGAUCAGCUAUUACUCCAGACCACACCCCGGCGCGCCAGAUCUCCCACAACCUACGACCGAUCCUCAGCUUCGACAUAUCGUACCAGUGAAGGGGAUGUACCCAGAAUCCACCGUACAUGAGGCACAAGGACCAGCAGUCACGCGAACACCUAUGCAACAGAGUCCAUACAUGCAAUCACCACAUCAACACAUGCAACAAUCGCCACAUCGAGGUCCCCCUCCUCCAUAUCCCUAUCAGACUCAAGGUUACGCCUGGCCACCAUCUCCCGUCUCAACCCCACCAUUUCCUCACUACCAACAGACGAUGUACACUUCAGCUCUUCCUCCACCUCCGGGAUCGGCCCACACCUCGCCAUACCAACAUCACCACAGUCCACAUCAACCAAAUGGUCUUCCUCCAACAUCCAUGGCUCCACACCAUCAACCAACGGCAUUCGAUAGACCUCCUCCACCUAUGUCCGACUCUUCACUCCCCCCUCCACCUCCUGCACUCCACUCCAGAGGAAUGAGUACUGCAACGGCGGCACAGCAAGGCUUGAUACCUGUCUACGCACCGAAUCCAAGCCCGCGUGUUGCUCAAGCGAGAUUGGUUGCGGAACAGCAAGCACAGAUUGCACAACGAGCACUCCAAAGUGCACCUGCCCUUGAUCCUCGCCUCACUACUACUUCUUCCCAGCCAUCGACAUUGCCACCUGUCCAACUGAAUGGCACAGCAAGAACUUCCACGCCACCUCAAAUGGGAUCUCAAUCACGAAGCAACACUCCAUCGCCUGGCCGAGCUCCUUCGCCCAAAGAUACUCCAAAGUCCAAUGGCACAUCACAAGCUCAGACGAUUCCCAGCAUCUCCAGCCUCGUUCACGCUACAGAUUCCGUCUCUGUCAUGUCUGAUAACAAGAGCAACAGCAGCCGUGCAGGAAGCAAGAGUCCAAGGGAGAAUGGUGGUGACAAUCAACGACCACGAGACAUCCCGCACGAGAAGCUUAACAUUGUUGGUGAGGAUCAGAGGGCCAUUCGUGUGCUUGAUAAGAAGUUCAUGAUCUGA
Messenger RNA from Mollisia scopiformis, 1479 nucleotides. RefSeq lists its product as uncharacterized. Gene Ontology annotation, molecular function: DNA binding. The record is from RefSeq and is a predicted model, not a curated record. Bases 1 to 1479 code for a protein of 492 amino acids. NCBI's taxonomy places the organism in Eukaryota, Fungi, Ascomycota, Leotiomycetes, Helotiales, Mollisiaceae. The transcript has a single exon.